Molecule: messenger RNA, 1833 nt
Organism: Aspergillus nidulans FGSC A4
Lineage: Eukaryota; Fungi; Ascomycota; Eurotiomycetes; Eurotiales; Aspergillaceae
Product: GMC family oxidoreductase
Exons: 6
Coding region: 1-1833 (610 amino acids)
Molecular function (GO): flavin adenine dinucleotide binding; oxidoreductase activity, acting on CH-OH group of donors
Source: RefSeq, a predicted model, not a curated record
AUGCAUCUCACAUGGGCCACCGGAAUCGCCGGCCUGGCUAUAUGGCUCGGCCGCAUCCCACCUGGUCAGACCCUGGCCACGGAGUCCAGGUUGCUGGCCACCUACGACUAUGUGAUUGUCGGCGCAGGAGUCUCAGGACUUACGGUAGCGAAUCGCCUGUCAGAGAACAAAAAACUAAGUGUUCUCAUCAUUGAAGCAGGCGGAUUCGACGAAGACGAAGACUUUAUCCUUGUUCCUGGCCUUGCGGGGAACGCAAUCGGCACAAAGUAUGACUGGAACUUGACAUACGCGGUAAACCCGGACCUGGGAAAUCGUACUGUUUCUAUCCCCCAAGGAAAGGCAGUCGGAGGCUCGAGUCUGUUGAACCGCAUGGUCUUUGAUCGCGGAUCCAAGGCUGACUAUGACCGCUGGGAGGCACUGGGGAAUCCUGGUUGGGGUUGGAGGGACCUCUUUCCAUUCUUCAAAAAGAGUGAGAACUUCACGCCUCCAAGCGAGGACGUGAUUGAUGAGUGGAAUGCCACAUAUGACCCAGCAGUCCACGGCACGACUGGCAACGUCCAGUCCAGCUACGCUCCGUGGAUUUGGCCUUCUACAAAACAAUUCAUCAGCGCGAUUACGAGCCUUGGGGUCCAUGUUCCCCGUGAUGGUGCGAGUGGCGACGCCCUCGGUGGAUUUUUCGUGCCCCAUAGUCAGGAUGCGAUUUCUGUGACUCGGAGUGACGCCCGCAGGGCCUACUGGGAUGCGGUGUCGAAGAGACCCAAUGUUCAUCUUCUUACCGGCCAGAGAGUGACAAGAAUGAUCAGCAAAAGGACUUCGCGCAGGGUGCAAAUCACUGGAGUGGAGUUUGCAGCGCACCGAUCAGGGGCCCGAACUAUUGUUAACGCUCGCAAGGAAGUACUCCUAGCAGCAGGGGCAAUUCACACUCCUCAGCUGCUGCAAUUGUCAGGAAUCGGUGACAGAGCAACCCUCAACAGGCAUAACAUCUCCACCGUAGCCGAUGUCCCAGGUGUCGGCCGCAACCUCCAGGACCAUCUUCACGUCCCCGUAGUGUUUUCAUUCGAUUUCCCCCUAACCGCCACGAAUCUUACGACAAACAGCACAUUCGCCGCUGAAUCGUGGGCCUUGUAUCGCACCCAUAAGACAGGCCCUUACGCCGACGCAACUGGCGACUUCCUUGCCUUCUUUCCAACUGUAAACUUCACCUCUCAAGCUGAUGUCCUCCAGGGCAUUGCUGCUGAUCAGAACCCGCAAGCCUACCUGGACAAAGACACUCCGCCCUCAAUUGUGGACGGCUACGCCGUCCAGCAUAAACUCCUCACAAGCGGACUCGCCGCUACGGAUGAAGCGCAGCUCGAAAUCAUCUGGGCGGACGGCACGUUUGUUCUCGGCCUCCAGCAUCCCUUUUCACGGGGCAGCGUGCGUCUAGCGUCAUCCGACCCUUUCGCGCAACCUCUCGCGGACCCUGCGUAUCUGCGUAAUCCUGUCGACGUGCGGAUCCUAAUCGAGGCGAUCAAGUACGCGCGCUCGUUAACCACAACCCUUUCUCUGGCGGCAUUUAACCCCGUCGAGCUCGUGCCCGGUGGCAGCAUCACCUCGGAUGAAGAUCUGGAAGCUUAUGUCCGCGGCGCAGUAGACUCGCUCUUCCAUCCAUCAGGAACUUGUGCCGUGGGUAAAUUUGAACUUGGUGGCGUUGUUGAUGUGGACUUCAAGGUACAUGGAGUGAAAGGUCUAAGAGUUGUGGAUGCCAGUGUGUUACCAAUGUUGCCGGCGACGCAUAUUCAGAGCUCAGUCUAUGCGGUUGCUGAGAAGGCCGCGAAGGCGAUUCUAUCUUAG